Molecule: messenger RNA, 564 nt
Organism: Rotaria sp. Silwood2
Lineage: Eukaryota; Metazoa; Rotifera; Eurotatoria; Philodinida; Philodinidae
Source: the annotation of a GenBank genome assembly
AUGCAGCCUCAGGCAACAGCACUAACAGAGCCAAUCAUCAGGCCUCCUUCUCCUGAUUUUUCUUCACUCUCACCUGAUGAACUCAAUCAGUUAGAAAUUGUUCUUCAAAAACAAGUUCUUAUUGAAAAUGAACAAAAUCAAUGUUUAUCUGGUUUACGUCGUACAAUGGUACAUCUUCAACAAAUGAUUCAAAAUGAUUAUCAACGACAACGACAUUCUUCAUCAACUCAUUCACAUAAUUCAUCACCUACACAACAAAAUCAAAUAGUAUUAUCAUCAUCUGAUAUUGUUCAAUGUUAUAUUUGUUAUUCAAAUAUUGAAGUACAAUCAAAAGAUUUAAGUUCUUCCCCGCCUAUAUUAUGUGCUGAUUGUCAUCGACCUGUUUGUCGACGUUGUGGUAAUUAUACAUCACCAGAACUCAUUAAUAUAUCAGAAAGAAAUCAUUUUGAAAAUCAAACUCAUACAUGCAAAUGGCGUUGCCGAAUGUGUAUUGUGCGUCGUGAAGUAAUCAGGAAAUCUGGUAUGUUCUUUAGUAAAAAAAAAAUAAUUAAAAUUAUUCAAUGA